Molecule: messenger RNA, 1668 nt
Organism: Fukomys damarensis (Damara mole-rat)
Lineage: Eukaryota; Metazoa; Chordata; Mammalia; Rodentia; Bathyergidae
Gene: Prr11
Product: proline rich 11
Exons: 11
Coding region: 354-1337 (327 amino acids)
Cellular component (GO): nucleus; cytoplasm
Source: RefSeq, a predicted model, not a curated record
UUCUGGCUUCCCCUCCCCUUCUCUCCCGCCUUCUUCUUCUUUGCCGAAGUGCCUCAGCUCUGAUUGGUCAGAGCGUGGUGCGCUCUCAACCAAUCAUAAGCCAAACUGGGCUCCUACGGUACCAAGAGAGCGAAUCCUGGGGAGAGUACCCCUAGGAUUGGUCCCUCCGUGAGAAGGAUUUAAUUUUGAAUUUUUCUUUAAACCGUGAAGAGGCCGCUAUCCGGACCCCAUCUAAUCGCCAGGCUCUUAAACCAGCCCACGUCUGCGACCAUCUUCCCGGACGCUACCCCUACAAACAUCACCAGCACGGUUGAUCCCAUCGCCCCCAGACUCUCGGUUUCUCCACAGAAAUCAUGCCCAAGUUCAAACAACGAAGAAGAAAGCUAAAAGCUAAAGCCAAGAGAUUAGUCAAAAGAAAAGAAGCCUCUCGAUUCCAAUCUAAACUACUUACACCUCCUCCUCCACCACCCUCACCAGAAAGAACAGUUAUUUCUUCAGUAGAUCUGCCCGACAGCACAAACUGGCUAAGACCAUCGAGGAACUUCAGAUUUCCCAACAUCAAAGAAGUGAUAAAAUGUUGGACAAAUAGAGUGUGGUCAGUGUACAACUGGUGCCAGAGCUGUGCAGUGCAGAGUUUAGAAGUAUUGAAAGAUAGCAUCUUUCCAUCCCGAAGCUUCCAACAAGAACUUCAUAAUCUAAAACAACAAGUUUGCAUUUUGGAAAGUGAUUUUUGCAAGCUCCAGGAAACACUGAAGACCAUCAAGGAAAAGUCCUGUCCAAGCUGUGGUCAACAGCGUCCCACAACUGGUAAAGUUACAAACGUGCCUGCCUGUGCUCUCACCAGCCCUGGAGACUCAAAACAUUCAAUAUGUGCAGGCUUUUAUAUUGAUGACUGUAGGGCUAAACCAUUAAGAAAAGAUGGACCCAUGCAGAUAACAGUUAAAGAUCUACUGACUGUGAAAUUAAGGAAGAUACAGUGUACCGAUGAAAAGAGGAAGCUUAUACCAUCACCAAAGGCACGGAAUCCACUGUUUACUGUCUCUGACCUGCAGCGUGUUACCCUGAAACCUAACUCCAAAGUGUUGUCAACACGAGUUACAAAUGUCUUAAUUACUCCAGGUAAAAGCCAGGUAGAUCUUCGGAAGCUUCUAAGGAAGGUUGACGUGGAGAGGAGCCCAGGGGGAACUCCUCUGGUCAAUAAGGAAAAUAUGGAAACAGGAACUGGCCUUACCCCUGUAAUGACCCGGGCUUUGAGGAAAAAAUUUCAGCUGGCUCACCCUAUAAGCCCAACUCAAACUCUGCCACUUUCUACAAGCAGCUUCGAUGAACAAAACUGAUGCCAACUGAUGUCGACUCUCCAUCUGAUGAUCUAUCCAAUGUACAGAUAAAAUCACCCACAUCUUUUCUUAACAUACAAUGUGCUUAAAUAUACUAAUUCCAUCUAAAGACUCAGAGUAUGUAUGGAACCUGUGCAUAUUGUGCGUUAUUGGGUGUUUUCUAAUUUGCAGGAUGGUGAAAGAACCAGAUGGGAAAAUACAGUCCGCAAAGUGGUGUUUAACCUGGACUCGCCCAACUUAGGUUGCAUUGAGGUUGUUGAAAUUUAACUAACUCCAGUUUAUAUUGUACAGGUGCAAUUAGGACUUUGAAAGAAAAAAAAGCGGGGACCGG